UUUGUUUCAAAUUCAGGGUAAAACGACACCGAUUUCCCCAAGCCGCUUUUUCCCGCCCAGUAUAAAUAACCUUCCCGCUGAGCCAAAGAGAUCACCAAAAUUUCAAACUCGGAAGCACAUUCAAAACAAUUUCUAGCUAAGCUGAUCAUUUGCUUCAAAUCGCUGCUCUAAUUUUUGCAAAUUAAAGAAGGUGUUAUGAUGGAUUCAUAUUCUCUAAAAUCUGUGUCGGAUUUGCCUGCAAUAUUUCGUUCAAUUUUUAGUUUCAGAUACUUCAAUUCACUGCAGAGUGAGUGUUAUCCUGUCUGUUUCUAUUCCGAUGUAAAUAUGGUUAUCUCAGCCCCGACUGGAAGCGGUAAAACUGUUCUCUUCGAGCUGUGUAUUUUGAGGGUUCUUUCAAAGUUCAUAUCUGAAGGGAGGUUUAACCAUAUAAAGGGAACUCUUAAAGCAGUCUACAUAGCACCAUCCAAGGCUUUAGUACAGGAAAAACUCCGUGAUUGGACUCAGAAAUUUGGAGCAUUAGGCAUAAAUUGCUUGGAGUUGACAGGGGACAAUGAAUUCUACAACAUUAGGACUGUACAAGAAGCAGACAUUAUCCUAACUACUCCUGAGAAAUUUGAUGCAGUGACUCGAUAUCGCAUCAAGGACGGUGGCUUAAGCUUUUUCAGCGACAUUGUUCUCUUACUUAUCGAUGAAGUACACCUAUUGAAUGAUCCAAGAGGAGCAGCUUUGGAGGCAAUAGUUAGUAGAAUAAAACUGAUUGCUCAGAACCCUGAAAUGAAAUCAAGUCCUCUAUCUUGUAUCCGUUUUCUGGCAGUUUCAGCUACGAUUCCAAACAUUGAGGAUAUUGCUGAGUGGCUUAAUGUUCCAUUUGAAGGAAUUAAAAGGUUUGGAGAAGAAAUGAGGCCUGUGAAGUUGACAACUAAAGUUUUUGGCUACACCCCAGCAAAGAAUGAUUUUCUAUUUGAAAAGCGUCUUCAAAACUAUAUUUUUGAUAUUCUUAUGCAAUAUUCGAAAGGAAAAUCUGCUCUUGUUUUCUGCUCAACUAGAAAAGGAGCACAGGAAGCAGCACAGCGACUAUCUCAGACAGCAAUGACCUUUGGUUAUUCAAAUCCAUUCAUUAAAGGCAAAGAACAGCAAGACAGGCUACGAGACGCUUCACUAUCAUGUAGUGACAAACAAAUGCAAUCGUAUAUCAUUUAUGGUGUUGGUUAUCACAAUGGUGGGCUUUGCUUGAAGGACCGCAACCUUGUCGAGAGUCUCUUUCUCAAGGGUGAUAUCCAAGUUCUGUGUACCACAAACACCCUUGCCCAUGGAGUCAAUUUACCAGCGCAUACAGUAGUCAUUAAAUCGACACAACACUUCAACAAGGAAAAAGGUCUUUACAUGGAGUAUGACAGAUCCACUGUACUGCAGAUGUGUGGGAGGGCAGGUCGGCCUCCAUUUGACGAUUCUGGACUGGUCAUAAUCAUGACGAGAAGAGAAACAGUCCAUCUGUACGAAAAUCUUUUAAAUGGAUGUGAAAUGGUAGAAUCACAACUGCUUUCAUGUGUGACAGAGCACUUGACUGCAGAGAUAGCUCAGUUGACAGUUUCUGACAUUGCAAGGGCAAUGGAAUGGAUGAAGUGCUCAUAUUUAUAUGUUAGGAUGAAAAAGAACCCUGAGAAAUAUGCAGUUAACAAAGGAAUUUCCAGUGAUCGCAUAGAAAAGCACGUCCAAGAUAUCUCUCUUCAGAAGGUUAAUGAAUUAUCACACCAUGAAAUGAUCUGGACUAGUGAAGAUGGGUUCCUUCUAAAGCCUCUCGAACCUGGAAGGUUGAUGACCAAGUACUAUCUGAAAUUCGACACAAUGAAAUACAUUAUGCAGACACCAGAUAGAUGCAGUUUGGAAGAAGCACUGAAUGUUAUUUGUCGUGCAGAGGAAAUUUCUUGGAUACAACUCAGACGCACUGAGAAGAAGCUCUUAAAUGACAUUAAUACUGACAAAGAUGGGCGACUUCGCUUUCACAUAAAUGGUGAUAAAGGGAAACGGAAGAAACGUAUUCAAACUAAGGAAGAGAAGAUAUUUGUUCUUACAAAUGAUUGCUUGACUGGGGAUCCUUCAGCUCACGACUUAUCCCUGACACAGGACAUGAAUUCUAUAUGCUCAAACGGGAGUAGAAUUUCCAAGUGCAUGAAAGAGUAUUUUAUUUUCAAAAAGAAUUACAAAGGAGCUGUAAAUUCAAUCCUUCUAGCCAAAUCAUUAUAUCAGAAGCUCUGGGAUGACAGUCCAUACUUGCUGAAACAAUUGCCGGGUAUAGGCAUGGUGACAGCAAAGGCUCUUCAUUCAAUGGGUAUUAAAUCAUUUGAUCAAUUAGCUGACGCUGAUCCAAGGAGAAUAGAGAUAGUUACUGGCCGGAAAUACCCGUUUGGGAACCAUAUCAAGGAUUCUUUGCUGUCAUUACCUCCCAAAGUCAACUUUGAUAUAGUGGAGACAGCUUGCCAGAGGCAAGGGAAGUCCAAAGUAGUGGUGACAUUGACGAGAUUAUCGCAACCUAUCCAAUCAGCUAAGCGGCAUUAUGCUGAUAUGAUAGUUGGUACGGAAGAAGAUAACCUGAUUCACUUUCAAGAGAAAAUAAGAGUGGACGAGUUCACCAGUCCCUACAGUGCAACACUUCUCCUAUCAAUUCCCCAAGAACAGAAGCUGACAGUGAAGGCUGAUCUGAUCUUCGAAGAAUACAUUGGUCUUGAUUUCCAUAAUAAACUCCUACUGAUGAAGGACAAUGAUUCCGACAUCAAAUCCAAGCGUGGGCAUAACCGCCCUUCCUACUUUUCUCCACCUAAGGAAGUUUAUGUCAUUGAAGAUGACAAUGAACCUGUAUGGCAUGCUCCAUCCGGAAAGCUUAGCAAUUUGACAAAAUCUAAAGCAGAUCGCAGCUCAAUGCCAAGUUUCAAGCUCAUAGAUGAAGAGCUGGAAGAAGUUGAGUCAGCUAUUGAAACAAAGGACAUCCAUAACAUUGUAUCUGAGCAAGGAAUUUUUGACCACAUUCGCGAGAAGGCCAAGAACUUUCCUGUCUUUACUCCUUCAAGAAGUGCCAGCUCUCCACUGUCAGAGGCUCCUCUUUUCACAAGGAACCGUCGACAUGAUAAUGACCAUAAAGUUGAUGGUGAGCUGGUUGACGUGGAAGUGAUAGAAUAUACCAAAAUUCCACAACAGAAUGUCCUGAAUCUGACUUCAGAAAUCAGAGAGCCGGAGCAUAAGAGACACAUCAACAAGCAUCCGACUCGCACUCCUGUUAAAAAUUUGAGUGCCAUGAAUUUCGUGGAAGAAAAAGGGGGUCAUCCUACUGAAGAAACAAUAUUUGAUCACAUACGGGAAAAAGCAGAUAAUUUUCCGUUGUUGUCAAGAAUUAAGCAGUCUGAAUCUCCAUUGUGGACUAAGGAGAGCACUAUGGAGUAUGAGCCUGAAUUUUACAGUGCCGCUAAGGGUACAUUGGGAGCAAAACCUGAUGACAAGAUAAAGAAUAACAGCAGAAUCAUUUCAGAACUGGAACCUGAAGGAAUAGUUUCAAACAUCAGAAAUGCUUCAUCUCCUACAGGAAUUUUAUCGUUCGACAUUUCGAUGAUGAAGGAUAACACUCGACCGAUGGACACAGAAAACGCCAUGGAUUACAAGAGGAAGAAGCAUUUUUCUCCGAAUGAAUCGAAAAGGCAAUGCUGCUCAUUCGAUGCGGUAGGCAAAACAAGGGAAGUAGACUCAUUUCUUGGAUUUGAAAGCGUAUUUUCAUUUCUGUGAGUCCAUUUUCAAUUGCAUAUGCAUGUGGGUGUUCCUGUAAGUAGAUGAUCAUUUUCCUGAAAGUAACACAGAAAUUACCUUGUUUACUGAAACAAAUCAAACGGUAACUAAAUUUGACCAAAACCAAAUGGUAGUGCUUCUGCUCUCUCAACGUGGCAGCUUACGUGUCAUGACUGUAUUAAACCUGACGGCAACACAGUGUUUCAGGUUUGUCUUUUUCUCCGGAAUUUUCUAUAGCUUCUUUCAAUAGAUUAGAGCUUGUUGCUGUUACUAACUCUGGGAUUCCUGCUGAAUUCUAUUCACAAUCACUUUUGUAAGUAAUUCUAAAUCCCAGCUCUUUAUUUCUUUUUUCACUUCAUUUAAAUCUGGUUUUUGUAGUCUCUAAAUAAUGAAUAAGUUCCUCCGUUUGAUGUAGAAAGUUGCAGCUUAAGAUGAUAUGAUUUUUA
Messenger RNA from Mercurialis annua (annual mercury), 4217 nucleotides. RefSeq names its product DExH-box ATP-dependent RNA helicase DExH17. The transcript has 28 exons. Lineage: Eukaryota; Viridiplantae; Streptophyta; Magnoliopsida; Malpighiales; Euphorbiaceae. The record is from RefSeq and is a predicted model, not a curated record. Bases 196 to 3771 code for a protein of 1191 amino acids. Gene Ontology annotation, molecular function: nucleic acid binding; ATP binding.